UCUCUCUCUCUCUUCUCCUCCCCUUCGCGUACUGUGAAUCUGAUCCCCGAAAUCUAGGGUUUUACUGCAUCAGCACAAAUCUCACUGGGUCAAGCCCGAGUCCUGGCAUUUGAUCGAAUUCCCACUCCCCCCGGAUCGGUCAAUUGAGUUUCAAGCUUAAUUCAACUCGCAAGUAUUGCACAAUGGCGAGCUUUUGGCAAUUGGGCGAUGACCUUCGAGGACAAGGAAAGGUCUCUGAGGAUCAUGAGUGGUUUAUGGUUGCUUCUAAAUUGGCUGAGCAGACGAGAAUGAAGGGCGAACGCAUGAAUAACCUUGAUCUUUCAAAGGGUCCAUCCGAAGUAAGGAUGGAAAAGUUUGGCUUCCAGGAGGACAACAAGUAUGAGAGUCUCAAAUUUAACAUGUUGAGCUUGGACUCGAAAUUUGCGGAUAGUGCAAGUAAAAUGUCCUUUGGAAAUAGUUCUGCCAAUGUCAAUCCCAUGUACCAGAAGAUAAAUCCAAUUCAGAAUAACAUCACCGGGAUGAUUGCUAACAAGCACGGAGCUAAUAUUAAUAUCAGAAGCAAGGAGCCGCAAAACACCAACAACAAUAACAACAGUAACAGCAAUGAUAGCAACAAUGCAGCUGAGAAAAGGUUCAAGACUCUGCCUGCCACAGAGACUCUUCCAAGAAAUGAAGUGCUUGGAGGAUACAUAUUUGUGUGCAACAAUGAUACUAUGCAGGAAGACUUGAAACGCCAGCUCUUUGGUUUGCCUCCAAGGUACCGAGAUUCAGUCCGGGCCAUAACACCAGGCUUACCCCUGUUUCUUUACAAUUACACCACUCAUCAGUUGCAUGGUAUUUUUGAGGCAGCUAGUUUUGGUGGUUCUAACAUUGAUCCAACUGCAUGGGAGGAUAAAAAGUGUAAAGGCGAAUCAAGAUUCCCUGCUCAGGUAAGAAUUUGCAUUCGGAAACUAUGCAAGGCAUUGGAAGAAGAUGCUUUUAGGCCUGUCUUGCACCAUUACGAUGGCCCAAAGUUUCGCCUUGAGCUCUCAGUUCCUGAGACCCUGGAGCUUCUGGACCUUUGUGAACAAGCUGGUUCCGCAGCAUAAGCUCAUACAAGUCGGGUUGAGCGUUAGGCCUCGUGCUUAAUGAAUAUGGUUUUGGUUUGAUCGAAUUUACAGAGGUGGCACGAGCUUGGGAAAAGAGAGAUCUUUGUAGGUUUCGAAGGAAACUAGCUUGAAACGUGUGAGUCGCCUGAAUAAGUGCAUCACUCUGUGUGAGAACUUAUCUACAACUGUUGUACUAUAUAUCCUUUCUAUGUAUCUGUCAUUUGUAUAGCUCUAUAGAAUGGAGAUAUGCGAGAGACGUAUCGUGUUCGAAGUCCUCCAAAGCUCCCUGUUUUCUGUUUGUUUUUCCUUCCCUCCUCCCGUGCCAUUUCAUUGAAGAGCUGAAGUGGAAAUUUCCAAGUUUGUAGCUGGUGCUGUUCUUGUUACUACUGUUCCGGAUUAGGCAAUGCUUAAUGUUAUAUUUUGGUGAAUAAAAGUUGGAAUUCUGUUGUUUUA
This is a messenger RNA of Punica granatum (pomegranate), 1541 nucleotides long. Lineage: Eukaryota; Viridiplantae; Streptophyta; Magnoliopsida; Myrtales; Lythraceae. The record is from RefSeq and is a predicted model, not a curated record.